This is a messenger RNA of Phialemonium atrogriseum, 1128 nucleotides long. RefSeq lists its product as uncharacterized. The coding region runs from base 1 to 774 and encodes 257 amino acids. The transcript has a single exon. Lineage: Eukaryota; Fungi; Ascomycota; Sordariomycetes; Cephalothecales; Cephalothecaceae. The record is from RefSeq and is a predicted model, not a curated record.
AUGACUACGAGGUGGUCCUCCAAGCCGGCUACCCACAAGGCCGAGCGCCUCCGCAACAACCAGCGGCGCCACCGCGAGCGGGCCCGGUGCCGCGUCGCCGAGCUGGAGGCCCGCCUGGAGGAGACCCAGCUGCGGCUCGAGGCGGCCCUGGCGCGGAUCGCCGACCUGUCGGAGGAGCUGCGCCUCGCGACGACCGAGUGUCGCCGCCCCGCCGUGCGGGGGGGUGCCCGCUCCGUGCACCUCGAUGGCCAGGGGCUGUCGGGCAAGGCCAUUGGGGGGCCCGGGGGAGACAAGCCCGGAUAUCCAGAAGCGUCCACUCGUUCUAGUAGCCCGCCCCAAACCGCCGACAGCCCCCCCGCAGACCGGAGCGGUGCCGUCGGCUUCCCCAUCCCGCAAGAGCCACCCGCGAAGGACCCAACCAACCCCUCUUCUUCACCCCCUUCAUCUUGUCCCCCCUCUCCCCCCCCCCUGCUAUCGGCCCCUCCCGGCCUCGUCCCCGCCGCCGCCGCCCCCGAGAUCGGCGGCCGGGACAACUGCCAGUGCGCCGGCGACGGCGACGACGACGACCUACCGCCCCCGGUGCCGGGCGAGUCGACGUCGCUCUGCGGCGAGGCGUUUGCCAUGAUCGCGCAGCUCAACUACGGCGGGCUGGAGGUCUCAGCCAUCAGCCGGUGCCUGCGGCCCGGGUUCCGGCGGGAGGCCGUCCCCGGGGGUGGGUGCCGCGUCGAGAACGGGGUGCUGUUUUCGGUGCUGGAUUUUAUUAGUUCGUCGUGAGGGCCGAAAGGGGGGUGGGCGCUUGUGUUGUUUGAGAACGGCGAGCGGGCUCAAUCUGAUUUAGGUGUCAAAGCCGCUGCCAUGGUUUCGCUACGAUGGGGCGGUGAAGGCGGCCUGGGAACACAGUCCGAUGCUGCUACUAGACGCUGGGGCCCAAGAGGACUCGAGACUGUCAAAUUACAACUUUUCAAUAAAGAGGAAGGACUAGCUAGGAUAACCAAAGAUUUCCCCCCUUUUCCCCCCCCCUCUCCUGGCUGAAAGAUUAGCAUCCUGUUGUGACGUUAACAUAAAACGAAUGGAAAGAACUACACAGUCGUCCUCCCGAAAACCAGCCUGUACCAUGAGGCUUCUAGC